Phalaenopsis equestris is the source of this 1097-nucleotide messenger RNA. Its product is annotated as peroxiredoxin-2E-1, chloroplastic. Lineage: Eukaryota; Viridiplantae; Streptophyta; Magnoliopsida; Asparagales; Orchidaceae. The record is from RefSeq and is a predicted model, not a curated record. The transcript has a single exon. Gene Ontology annotation, cellular component: cytoplasm. Gene Ontology annotation, biological process: cellular response to oxidative stress; hydrogen peroxide catabolic process; cell redox homeostasis. Gene Ontology annotation, molecular function: thioredoxin peroxidase activity. Bases 166 to 849 code for a protein of 227 amino acids.
AUUAGCACCAGAUAACAAAAGCUCCGGCUUUUGGCUUUUAUCCUUCCUUGCUUCCUCCGUCCACCCAAACCUCUCCCUUAUCCGCCCUCAAAUCCCUUUCGUUCCCUUCCCAUUUCAACGAAGUAAUACUCCACAUUCCCCCCCUCAACCUAAUAAUCUGUUCAAAUGGCGGCAAUGGCGGCAACCACGGCUUCCCUCACUGCAGCAAAGCUCCUUCGCUUCCAAUCUCCUUCAUUAUCCCCGGCAGCUCGCUUUCAAUCCGCAACCCUUCCAGGCCGCCUUGUUUUCCCUUCCAAACCCCUCCGGUCUUGCCGGAACCUUCGCUUCAUCGCAUCCGCCUCCCCUUCGGUCGCAACAGUUUCCAUUUCAGUUGGCGACAAGCUUCCGGAUGCUACCUUGUCUUACCUGAACUCUGCAGACGAAGUUCAGACUGUCUCCAUCUCCGAUCUCACCAAGGGUAAAAAAGCUGUCUUUUUCGCCGUUCCGGGAGCCUUUACGCCAACCUGCUCCCAGAAGCAUCUCCCCGGUUUUGUCGAGAAGGCCGGGGAGUUGCGGGCUAAAGGCGUGGAUACCAUCGCCUGCAUCUCGGUCAAUGACGCCUUUGUGAUGAAGGCUUGGAAGGAGAAACUUAAGAUUGGUGACGAGGUGCUGCUGCUAUCUGAUGGCAACGGGGAGUUUACUCGGGCUCUGGGCGUCGAACUUGAUCUCAGGGAUAAGCCCGUGGGGCUUGGCGUCAGGUCUAGGCGCUAUUCUUUGCUCGCGGAGGAUGGGGUGGUCAAGCUACUAAACCUGGAGGAAGGUGGCGCUUUCACUGUUAGCGGCGCGGAUGACAUUCUCAAGACCCUCUGAGUGUUUCUUUUCUCUGCUUCCUUUGACUUUAGCUAGUUAACACGGUCGGAACUUUUAGUUUGUUUUUCAUGUUAGCCUUUUUUUUUCGUAAUCACGUUGCUUGAGUGCGGAUAUGUUCGAAAGCUUUAUGGACAUGGCUUUGGGUUUUGGGUUCAAUUUCUUUUGUUGCUGCUAAUGUUGCAUGCAUAUGAUAUGUUUGCUUAAAUGCCCAACAACGACAGCCAACCAAAGAUGAACUUUUUUAUCAU